This is a messenger RNA of Lycium ferocissimum, 432 nucleotides long. RefSeq lists its product as uncharacterized. The record is from RefSeq and is a predicted model, not a curated record. The transcript has 2 exons. NCBI's taxonomy places the organism in Eukaryota, Viridiplantae, Streptophyta, Magnoliopsida, Solanales, Solanaceae. The coding region runs from base 1 to 432 and encodes 143 amino acids.
AUGACUUUCAAGGUUAAAAUCAAUGGAAUCUUUGAUCCUUGUUGCUUGAGUGCGAUCUAUCAUGCAAGUACCAAUGCCAACAGGAGUAAAAAACUCUGGAGGAGCCUAAAGAAUGUGCACAAUACUAUUAGUGGUCCAUGGGCUGUAUGCGGAGACUUGAUGUUAUCCUGGAUCUUUGAAGAAAAGAAAGGUGGUCGACCACACACUUUAGCUAAGAGUCUAGAUUUCAUGGACUGCAUGCAGGAAUGCGACCUGAUGGAUACUAUAUUCACUGGCAAUAAAUUUACAUGGUGUAAUGGGAGAAGGAGAAGAUGGAGAAUCAGUAAAAGGCUUGACAGAGUUAUUACUAAUGAUGAUUGGUAUCUGAAUUUCUGGUCAGAACAGGAAGGCUAUUCUGAUAUUAUUAAAGAAGUUUGGGAUCAGCAGAUAUAG